This is a messenger RNA of Aaosphaeria arxii CBS 175.79, 1644 nucleotides long. RefSeq lists its product as uncharacterized. Gene Ontology annotation, cellular component: nucleus. Bases 1 to 1644 code for a protein of 547 amino acids. The transcript is spliced from 3 exons. Lineage: Eukaryota; Fungi; Ascomycota; Dothideomycetes; Pleosporales. Gene Ontology annotation, biological process: DNA-templated transcription. Gene Ontology annotation, molecular function: zinc ion binding; DNA binding. The record is from RefSeq and is a predicted model, not a curated record.
AUGGAGGUCGCUGCCGUGCGCUUCAAUGAAGAUGACAGUUUAACAUCGAAGGGCGAGUUAACUUCAGAUCAAACCGAGCAGAUAAGAAGCGACGUUCUUCUCCAGGUAAUCGAUGACAGCCGCUUGGAGAAUGUACAGGCACUCUUGAUUCUGGCUUAUACCGAGUUAUGCGACGAUCGCGCUCAAAGGGCUUGUUCGCUACUCCGCUUGGUUGCUAAGCACAUUGAGGAGUUACAAAUCAAUCGAGAAGGACCUAAACUACAUGAACAUGCUCGCGCCGGAAAACGACUCGGUAGCUAUUCAAGCUAUUCAAGCUCUUCAAGCUGGAUAGACGAGGAGGAAGAAAGAAGGGUAUUUUGGAAUGCUUUCAUGCUCGACCGACUAUGUGCCGCUUUGACCGGCAAUCCGCCAGGCCUUUCAGGAGUGAGCUAUGAAGGUAGAAGGUUGCCAGCAUGUGCCAGCUUCUGGUAUACUAAUCAGUCUUGCUCAACGCCAUUUCUAUCAAUACCUGAUCCGUCGGGAGCAGGAUUAGAGCUUCCUUUCACAGCGAAGCGAUCCCCCAACGAUGGCUUAUCGGGCAAUGAUGCAACAGAACGAGAACCACCAUCGACAGGAAUAGGAUCCCUAGCCUUCUAUAUUGAAACAGUAGAGUCACUGAGCACGGUAAUGACUCACUUCUUGCAGCAACCCGUAGACUUCAACAACAAACAAGAUGUUUCAAGAUGGCUCAGUCGGUGGAAAUUGCAUUUGCCUCAACAAUGGGCGGACUCGGGGAUGUCCCGCAGGGUUUUGCCAGGCAUCAUGGAUCCGGCUAUGACAGCCGCAAAUGCGACCCACAACACUUGUCUAAUCCUUUUGCACGAAGAGGUUGCUUAUCCCGACCCACGACUUAGAUGGGUUCAGCUGCCCAGUGUCUGUAGUGCCGAUACCUGCCUCAACGCCGCCAUAGAGGUCUGUACGAUCAUCGACAAGCUCCUUCAGCAACGGGGUACAAGAUAUCCCAUCAGUCCUCAGUUGGGCUUCUGUGCUUUCAUCAGCGGAAGAACCAUGUUAUUAUAUUGGAGAAGUUUUGCGGGACCAAUCGCGCCACAAUUCGCUCUGCUGCUUCAAAACCUUGAUGAUAUGCACCGCCGUGUACAGCUACGCCACAGGGUAGAUACACUGGGGCCGGUAUCCAUAUUUUCUCGUCUUUCUGGCCGUCUUCGUACUAUUCACGCGAGAUGCGAGUCUGACCCUUCAUACGAAAUAGAUCGAACGGAAGCCUUAUACGGGCGGUCCUCGACUAGAUGCGAGAAACCUCAACGACACUGGCUUCCUCCGGAUGGGUUAAGGGUGUACUUAGAACAGAGCAGGGCAGGACUCAACUUGACGACUCCAGAGCUAAUAAGAUCAUAUCCAGCGACAUUAAAUAGUGUUCCCGCCCCAGGAGCCCCCAUACCCGGAUUUGGGGACACAACCGAGUUUCAAUGGAAUCUGGCCGACAAUCCUAAAGACAUGAGUACGGGAUUGAAUGCCGACAGUAACAUAUCAGAGAUAUCCCAGUCGCUGAUGGGCGAUGAUUUCAUGAACAUGGAUCGUAUCGUCAGCUUUGACGACAUGUUCAAUUGUGCUUCUGAGACAUCUAUGGACUGGGGUAUGGGUUAA